AUGGAAACAUGGGAAGUCAUAGCAUCGGUAAAAGAAGCAACAAAGGACCUUGACUUUAGCCUAGAUCAUCCACUCAUUAUCAAAUCCGAAGAACUGCCCAGCCACAUUCUUCGAUUACUGCAACAGGAGAAUAGACGUCAGCUAAAGCAUAUCUGCAUGGAAUCUGAGAAGGUGUAUUUUUUGUUAGAAGAAUAUGGACCAGGAUUUUGGGUGAAAUGGCCGUUCAAUUGUUUUAAUGGAUAUAGCCUACCAGAAAGACAUGAGAAAGCUGCAGCAUCACUAGAAAGAGACACACACAAGCGUGAAACAUCAAAAACAUGGGACGAAUUAAAGUUCAAAGAACUUCUUUUUUUAUGGUCAGAAGAACCUAAGGGUUUGCUUAAGUCUGAAAAGGACAAAAACCUUGUACUGGAUAUGAAGCCACCAGAUACGAAGCACGAAUCAAAGGUCAAUGAUGAUUACUCUGACCCUAAAGAGUACAUAGAAAGUAAAUAUUAUGAUGCUCUUUUUUCCAUACAUACGCCUUUAGCAUAUUUCGUUAAGUCGAAUUUAGUAAGGCUCAAAAAUACAUGCCGAACGAAAUACGGGAAUGAUAGUUACAAGAUAGCGUACCAAACUAUACUGCAGAAAUUCCUUCUAUCAGUUGUACAAUUUAAAGAUAGACACGAUAACAGACUUCUAUUAGAAUCCAUUCCAAGUUCCAUAGCAGAUGAGAGGAGGAAAAACUGUCUCACAAAAUUCGCCAUGAAAGGUGGAAACAAGACUACUCCAGCUAUUACAGAUUUAUGUGUUGUAUUGAAAUCUCGGGAAAUAAAACUGCAGAUAUUGCUGCUAUUGGAAAUGAUAGGAAUGAACAAUUUAGACUGGAAUUUCAAAGAUUUCGAGAAAAAAUAUAAAUCAAGAUUAAAGAAGAGAUCACUUAAUCUGACGAAGAAGGAAUUGGUUCGCAGAAAAUCCAAAAGAUCCACUAACCAAACAGACAAAGAUUUUGCGAGGAUAACAACUUCUUUAGAUUACUGUGAACAAUUAGACUUGUAUUUAGAUAGGGCAUGUAUCCUGGAUAUUUUACUAUCAAGUGAAGCGCCCAACCCAAAUGCCAUAGAAGGAUCCAAUGGAAUUAUAAAAGAGCAUAAGAAAAACAUCCUGGAUAAAAAUAAAGAGGCCUCGUUGGUGGGGUUUACGAAUUACGUUCUUAUCCCAUACUUCAAAAAAAAAGUGCCAUACACCGUUGAGUUUAUUAUUCAGAAAUUCAAGGGACCAAGCAUGAGACCGAAAACAGCUCCGAAGAAAAUCAAUGACAGUACACAUUUGUCAUCACCUAACAAUGUAGACAUGUACAAUAGGUUUCCAACGAGCCAGCGUACUUCUCAUUCUUUAAUCGUUGAUUCUGUUCCAUCUUCACCGGCACUGAGAAGAACAAAAUCGAAUGUGCUCUGUAGAAAAUCAAUAACUUCUCCUGCCCCUGAACUUUUGAAUUUCAGAACGAAUUCCAACUUGAAUGAGUUCCUUGAAAGUGAAUCUAGAGGUUUAAGACACCCUUCCCAAUUAGGAAGAACGAAGUCCGAUCUAACCAUGAACCAUUUACAGAAACGACAGUUUUCUGUCUCCGACUUGGGCACAACAAGAACACCGACUUUAUCAGCUACUUCACUCAAAACACCUUUUUCACGCACAGCUAUUAAUACACACGCCAUUACGAACAACUCUUUUCGUAGAGUGGGAAAACGUAAGGAUAAUAAUGAAACGGUGCAUUUUAAUGAGUACGAAAACUCUGAGGAGAACAUACAAGUCCAAGCCACUCCGGCGGCUAAAAAAAGAACGGUGACACCCAAUAAAAAAGCACAACUUCAAAGUAUCAUCGAGUCGCCAUUAAAUCUCAAGGAUGACACGCAUGAAGAAAUAGGGAUUUCCCAGAAACAUACCUCUCUUUCUGUCUCUGUUUCAACUAAUACCUCUCUGGAAAGCAAGCCAAAAAGGAGAGUUAGAAGACGUUUAUUUGCUCCUGAAACAACAUAA
This is a messenger RNA of Saccharomyces mikatae IFO 1815, 2016 nucleotides long. It is a transcript of the gene SLD3, whose product is annotated as Sld3p. Gene Ontology annotation, biological process: DNA replication initiation. Gene Ontology annotation, cellular component: DNA replication preinitiation complex. The record is from RefSeq and is a predicted model, not a curated record. The transcript has a single exon. NCBI's taxonomy places the organism in Eukaryota, Fungi, Ascomycota, Saccharomycetes, Saccharomycetales, Saccharomycetaceae. Bases 1 to 2016 code for a protein of 671 amino acids.